This is a messenger RNA of Macrobrachium nipponense, 712 nucleotides long. RefSeq lists its product as uncharacterized. Lineage: Eukaryota; Metazoa; Arthropoda; Malacostraca; Decapoda; Palaemonidae. The record is from RefSeq and is a predicted model, not a curated record. The transcript is spliced from 4 exons. Bases 125 to 712 code for a protein of 195 amino acids.
GCCUCCUUUCGAGAAACAUCGCGACUUAUUUUUUCUGCAGUCUUCUCAGCCACCAAGAGAGACUCCUCUUGAUACUAAAUUGUUCCCUUUUUUGCGACUUGUUUCACUGGGAAGGAAACUCAAUAUGGAUACGGGGCAACGUGGCCAAUACGACUACAAGACGAGCAUGCCCAGUGGACGACGGCUAAGUCUGAACGCUCUGAUCAGCAUCUACAUCGAACCCUUCAGUCCGCUUGAUCAGGACUUCUCCUUUCCUACCAGUCCCGCCGAUGGACAACAUUUCACAGUGCCAGAGAUCCUCUCAGAUCCUCUUUACCAGAGUCCUGACAAAGAGAACCAUCACUUGGCCUCCAGUCCUCCAGAUUACCCACCUUCAGUUCAGCAGAUACAGAGUUCCUUGACUGAUGGCUUACCCCAGAGGGAGGACCUUCAGUUGUCCUGCAGUGGCCUACCUCAUCACCUGAGCUCUGGACGACAUGACGACAGCCUAAGUAAAUUCUACUUGCAGUCUGGGGAUCAGUUGCCACUUGAAGGUAACAGCCUAAUAGCCCCUGGGUCCCUGGAGUUCUGUGAUCGAGCGACAGAAGCUUACUCACAUGAUGCCGGCUGUCUAUCAGAAUCAAAUGGCAACUCGUUAACAUGGUCCCAGGAUCCCAUCGAUGGACCGUUUCUCCACCUCGUCGCCAGCGGAUGCCUGAAUGUCAAAACAUGA